Molecule: messenger RNA, 15073 nt
Organism: Tupaia belangeri chinensis (Chinese tree shrew)
Lineage: Eukaryota; Metazoa; Chordata; Mammalia; Scandentia; Tupaiidae
Gene: ALMS1
Product: ALMS1 centrosome and basal body associated protein
Exons: 26
Coding region: 116-14341 (4741 amino acids)
Biological process (GO): regulation of centriole replication
Cellular component (GO): cytosol; centrosome; centriole
Molecular function (GO): microtubule binding
Source: RefSeq, a predicted model, not a curated record
AGGCGGCGGCGGGCUCUGCGCCUGCGCGCGACCGUAACCGCCCGUCAGCUCACUUCCCCCUCCUCCUCCCCCCUCCCCUCUCCUCCUCCUCAGCUCCCUAGAACGAGACGCCGACAUGGAGCCUGAAGACCUGCCGUGGCCCGGCGAACUGGAGGAGGAGGAGGAGGAGGUGCAGGAGGAGGAGGAGGCGGCCGCGGCGGCGGAGACGGAGGAGGCGGCCAACCUGGACGAGGUCGUGGUGGUGGAGGAGGUGGAGGAAGAGGUGGUGCCGGAGCUGGACUCCGACUUUAACUUCGAGGACCAGCUCCGAGAGAGCACGAACGACUGGGAGGAGGGGGAGGACGAGGAGGACGAGGAGGCCAAGGCCUGGCUGCAGGCGCACCCCGGCCGGAUUCUGCCUCCGCCGCCGCCCCCGAGGCACCGGUACUCCGAGGGCGAGCGGGCCUCUCUGGAGAAGAGAACAGAAUCUUGGCAUUGUCUUCCUCAAGAAAUGGACACACCUCAAACCCUGGAUACAUCCCAGACCAAGUUUAAUGAGCGAGCUGAAAGGACUGAAGUAACAGACUUCCCUUCUCUGGAAGAAGGUGUAUUGACCCAAUUAGACCAUCAAGUCAAGGAACCCAGAAGAAAUCUCUUAUGUUCUCCGUUGCUAGUUAUACAAGAUAGCUUUGCUUCUCCUGAUUUGCCUUUGCUGACAUGUAUGACUCAAGACCAGGAGUUUGGGCCUGAUUCCUUAUUUCACCAAAGUGAUCUAGAUUUUGCACCUCUGAGGGCAAUUCCUGAUAAGUCUGAAGACACUGAAUGGUUUUCUCGACCAUCGGAAGUUCGUGAAGCUUUAUUCCAGGCAACCUCUGAAGUAGCUUCAGACUUAACAGUUAACAGUUGCUUUAGUGUGUCUCAGCAUCCACUUGUAGGUGGCAUAGGUGUUGAUUCUCAGCGCUCUUUUUUACCUCCCGAACAAGGGACUAGUGAGACUAUUUCAUCCGAUACAGUUAAUGAAACAAAAACCCCCAAAGACUCUGACAGUUUUGAUGGUCUUUAUUUAUGGAAGACACAAAAAGAUGUACAGCAACCAGAAAGCAAUUUAGGUGAUAAACAUCAAAGUUCAGUUUCAACUUCAUCUGAUAUAAGUGAUGAAAACAUAACUGGCAAAAGAAAUGAUAGUUUUGAUGCUUCUUGUUCAUAUGGGGAGUAUGAGAAACAGGAAGCUUUACAGCAGGCAGAAACGUAUUUAACCAAGGGCCUGCAGGGAAAGGCUGAGUUGGACGUCAUUACGGAUGAUGAUACCGAAUGCUGUAGCCUAGAUCGAAAUGCUGUUGUGUGCAGUGAAAGUGUCGCUGAACUACAAGGAGAGACCUGUGACCAGUAUGACUUGACUGGUGAGUACACUGACCUGGCAGCUUUAGAACAUGUGCUUGGUGAUCUAGAUAUCUGUGACAGCUCCCUGCACUGGCAACCAUCUCAGGAGGAGAGCAAUUUUGAAGAUCCUGUAAGUUGUUCUAAUCUGGAAAAUUAUCCGUCUUUUUCAUCUAUGUUGCCUUCGUUUGUUCCUCAUGAACCAACUAAAGAACCGGAAUAUCACUCUUCAAAUCUCAGAAUGUUGAGAGUAUCUCUUGACACUGUGCCGAAGACCCUUAAACACGUAGUAGGAGAUACUUCUAAAGGAGGCAUAGCUGAAAUUACUCAAUCCAGUUUGAAAUUAGGCACCAUUACCACUCCUAGAGAUUCAGAUAUUGGAUCUCAUCCUUCUUUGCAUCUUGAAGAUUUGCCUCAGUUGGCUAUCAGUUCUCCUCAAGAGAAUACUACUGAACAGUACCCUGACACUCUCAGGCAGAAAGCUUUGACAGAUAGUCAUCUGACUGGAGAGACUUUGAAAGUCUCAGCCAUUCCUGAACCAGCAGACCAGAAGACUGCAAUAUCAGUUGUACCCUCUAGUUACUACUCACAAAGGGGGAAGCCAGAUGCUUUCUACCAACAGAGCUUGCCAGUUAGCCAUUUUGGUGAAGAGACUCUGAAAGUUUCACUUGUUCCUGGAUCAGCUGACCAGAAGACUGGGGUACCAACUGUAACCUCUACUCCCUACUCACAGAGAGAGACGCCUGGUAUUUUCUACCAACAGACUGUGGCAGGUAGUCACAUACCUGAAGAGGCUCUGAGAGUUUUACCUGUUUCUGGUACAGCUGACCAGAAGACUGGGAUAGCAACUGUAACCUCUACCCCCUACUCACAGAGAGAAAGGCCUGAUAUUUUUUACCAGCAGACUGUGCCAGGUAGUCAUAUACCUGAAGAGGCUCUGAAAGUUUCAGCUGCUCCUAGGCCAGCUGACCCAAAGACUGGGGUACCAACUGUAACCUCUACUCCCUACUCACAGAGAGAGACGCCUGGUAUUUUCUACCAACAGACUGUGGCAGUUAGCCAUUUUGGUGAAGAGACUCUGAAAGUUUCACUUGUUCCUGGAUCAGCUGACCAAAAGACUGGGGUACCAACUGUAACCUCUACUCCCUACUCACAGAGAGAGACGCCUGGUAUUUUCUACCAACAGACUGUGGCAGGUAGUCACAUACCUGAAGAGGCUCUGAGAGUUUUACCUGUUUCUGGUACAGCUGACCAGAAGACUGGGAUAGCAACUGUAACCUCUACCCCCUACUCCCAGAGAGAAAGGCCUGAUAUUUUUUACCAGCAGACUGUGCCAGGUAGUCGUAUACCUGAAGAGGCUCUGAAAGUUUCAGCUGCUCCUGGGCCAGCUGACCCAAAGACUGGGGUACCAACUGUAACCUCUACUCCCUACUCACAGAGAGAGACGCCUGGUAUUUUCUACCAACAGGCUGUGCCAGGUAGUCACAUACCUGAAGAGGCUCUGAGAGUUUUACCUGUUUCUGGUACAGCUGACCAGAAGACUGGGAUAGCAACUGUAACCUCUACCUCCUACUCACAGAGAGAAAGGCCUGAUAUUUUUUACCAGCAGACUGUGCCAGGUAGUCGUAUACCUGAAGAGGCUCUGAAAGUUUCAGCUGCUCCUGGGCCAGCUGACCCAAAGACUGGGGUACCAACUGUAACCUCUACUCCCUACUCACAGAGAGAGACGCCUGGUAUUUUCUACCAACAGACUGUGGCAGGUAGUCACAUACCUGAAGAGGCUCUGAGAGUUUUACCUGUUUCUGGUACAGCUGACCAGAAGACUGGGAUAGCAACUGUAACCUCUACCUCCUACUCACAGAGAGAAAGGCCUGAUAUUUUUUACCAGCAGACUGUGCCAGGUAGUCGUAUACCUGAAGAGGCUCUGAAAGUUUCAGCUGCUCCUGGGCCAGCUGACCCAAAGACUGGGGUACCAACUGUAACCUCUACUCCCUACUCACAGAGAGAAAGGCCUGACAUUUUGUACCAACAGACUGUGCCAGGUAGUCGUAUACCUGAAGAGGGUCUGGUAGUUCCAGCUGCUCCUGGACCAGCUGACCAAAAGACUGGAGUACCAACUGUAACCCCUACUCCCUACUCACCAAGAGGGAAGCCUGGCAUUUUGUACCAAAAGGCUGUGCCAGAUAGUCACAUACCUGAAGAGGCUCUGAGAGUUUUACGUGUUUCUGGUACAGCUGACCAGAAGACUGGGAUAGCAACUGUAACCUCUAUUCCCUACUCACAGAGAGAAAGGCCUGACAUUUUCUACCAACAGACUGUGCCAGGCAGUCAUAUACCUGAAGAGGGUCUGGUAGUUUCAGCUGCUCCUGGACCAGCUGACCAAAAGACUGGAGUACCAACUGUAACCUCUACUUCCUACUCACCAAGAGGGAAGCCUGGCGUUUUCUACCAACAGGCUGUGCCAGAUAGUCAUAUACCUGAAGAGGCUCUGAAAGUUUUAGCUACUUCUGAACUAGUUGAUCAGAAGACUGGAGUACCAACUGUACUCUCUACUCCCUACUCACCAAGAGGGAAGCCUGGCGUUUUCUACCAACAGGCUGUGCCAGAUAGUCAUAUACCUGAAGAGGCUCUGAGAGUUUUACCUGUUUCUGGUACAGCUGACCAAAAGACUGGGAUAGCAACUGUAACCUCUACUCCCUACUCACAGAGAGAAAGGCCUGACAUUUUGUACCAACAGACUGUGCCAGGUAGUCGUAUACCUGAAGAGGCUCUGGAAAUUUUAACUGCUUCCGGACUAGUCGAUCAGAAGACAGGGGUACCAACUGUAACUUCUACUCCCUACUCACCAAGAGGGAAGUCUGGUAUUUUCUACCAACAGGCUGUGCCAGGUAGUCAUCCAAUUGAUGAGGUUCUGAAAGUUUCAGCUGCUCCUGGACUGGCUGACUCAAAGACUGGGGUACCAACUGUAACCUCUACUCCCUACUCACCAAGAGGGAAGCCUGGUGUUUUCUACCAACAGGCUGUGCCAGGUAGUCAUCCAAUUGAUGCGGCUCUGAAAGGUUCAGCUGUUCCUGGACCAGCUGACCCAAAGACUAGGGUACCAACUGUAACUUCUACUCCCUAUUCACCAAGAGAGAAGCCUGGUGUUUUUUACGAGCAGGCCGUGGCAGAUAAUCAUAUACCUGAAGAGGCUCUGAAAGUUUCAUUUGCUCCUGGACCAGCUGAACAAAAAACUGACAUACCAGCUGUAACCUCUAGUCCCUAUUCACAGAAAGAGAAGCCUGAUAUCUUCUACCAACAGGCUGUACCAGGUAGGCAUAUACCUGAAGAAGCUUUGACAGUUUCUGCUGUUUCUGGACUAGCAGACCAGAAGACUGGCAUACCAACGGUAGCUUCUACUUCCUACUCACAUAGAGACAAACCUGGUAUUUUCUACCAGCAGGAGUUGCCAGAGAGUUAUUUAACUGAAGAGGCUCUGAAAGGGUCAGAUGCCUUUGAACCAACUGAACAGAAGACUGGGAUAACGACAGUAUCCCCUAGCUCCUACUCACACGGGCAGAAGCCCCUUAUUUUCUAUCAGCAGGCCUUGCCAAAACAACUAAUUGAUCAGACUCUGAACGUAUCAGCUACUCCUGUACCCACUGGCCAGAAGACUGGAACAGCAAUAACACCCUCCAUAUCCUACUCACAGAGAGACACAUCUAAUGUUUUCUACCAGAAAGAGUUGCGAGAUACCCACCUAACUGAAGAGACAUUGGAAGUUUCAGCUGCUCCUGCACCAGCUGACCAGAAGACUGGGAUAUUAACAGUACUCUCAAAUUACUACUCACAGAGAAAGAAACCUGGUACUUUGUACCAACAAGAAUUGACAGAGAGCCAUCUAACUGAAGAGACAUUGAAAGUUUCAGCUGUUCCUGGAUCAGCUGACCAGAAGACUAAGAUACCUACAGUACCCUCAAGUUACUACUCACCGAGAGAGAAUCCUAGUGUUUACUAUGAAUAUGAAGAGGUGAUACCAUAUAGUUAUGUACCUGAAGAGGAUCUGAUAGUUUCAGCUGCUCCUGGACCAGCUGACCCAAAGACUGAGGUACCAACCAUAACCUCUACUCCCUACUCACCAAGAGGAAAGCCUGGUAUUUUCUACCAACAGACUGUGGCAGGUAGUCAUAUACCUGAAGAGACUCUGAGAGUUUUACCUGUUUCUGGUACAGUUGACAAGAAGACUGGGAUAGCAACUGUAACUUCUACUCCCUACUCACAGAGAGAAAGGCCUGACAUUUUUUACCAGCAGGCUGUGCCAGGUAGUCAUAUACCUGAAGAGGCUCUGAAAGUUUCAGUUGCCCCUGGACCAACUGACCAAAAGACUGGGAUACCAACUGUAACCUCUACUCCCUACUCACCAAGAGGGAAGCCUGGUAUUUUCUACCAACAGGCUGUGCCAGGUAGUCAUCCAAUUGAUGCGGCUCUGAAAGGUUCAGCUGUUCCUGGACCAGCUGACCCAAAGACUAGGGUACCAACUGUAACUUCUACUCCCUAUUCACCAAGAGAGAAGCCUGGUGUUUUUUACGAGCAGGCCGUGGCAGAUAAUCAUAUACCUGAAGAGGCUCUGAAAGUUUCAUUUGCUCCUGGACCAGCUGAACAAAAAACUGACAUACCAGCUGUAACCUCUAGUCCCUAUUCACAGAAAGAGAAGCCUGAUAUCUUCUACCAACAGGCUGUACCAGGUAGUCAUAUACCUGAAGAGGCUCUGAAAGUUUCAGUUGCCCCUGGACCAACUGACCAAAAGACUGGGAUACCAACUGUAACCUCUACUCCCUACUCACCAAGAGGGAAGCCUGGUAUUUUCUACCAACAGACUGUGGCAGGUAGUCAUAUACCUGAGGAGGGUCUGAUAGUUUCAGCUGCUCCUGAACCAGCUGACCAAAAGACUAGGGUACCAACUAUAGCGUCUGCUCCCUAUUCACCAAGGGGGAAGCCUGGUAUUUUCUAUCAGCAGGAGUUGCCAGAGGGUUAUCUAGCUGAAGAAGCUCUGAAUGUUUCAGGUGCUCCUGGACCAGCAGACCAGAAGACUGGGAUAACAACUGUAACCUCUACUUCCUACUCACAGAGAGAGAAACCUGGUACCUUCUAUCAACAGACUGUGCCAGGUAGUUAUGUACCUGAAGAGACUCUGAAAGUUUCAGCUAUUUCAGGACCUGCUAAUCAGAAGACUGGGGUAUCAACUGUAACUUCUACUUCUUAUGCACAGAGGGAGAAACCUGAAAUUUUUUACCAAGAGGUCUUACCAGGUAAUCAUAUACCUAAAGAGGCUUUGAAAGUUUCAGGCUCUCUUGGACCAGCUGAACAGAAGAUUGGGACACAAACAGUAUCGCCUGCUUCCUCUUCACUUGGAGAGGAGUCCAUUGUUUUCUACUCACAGACCUUACCAGAUAAUCAUCUACUUGAAGAGGCUCUGACAAUUUCAGGUGUUUCUGGACCAGCUGACCAGGUGACUGGGAUAGCUGCAGUAUCUUCAAGUUCCUAUUCCCUUGGAGAGAAACCCAUUAUUUUCCACCAACAGCCCUUACCAGGCAGUGCUUUUACUAAAGAGCCUCCAAAAGUUUUAGCUGCUUCUAGACUAGCAGACCAGGAAAUAAGGAUACCAAUAGUGCCCCCUACUUCCUAUUCACCUGGAGAGAAGCCCAUUGUUUUCUACCAACAGGCCUUGCCAGACAGUCAUCUACUUGAAGAGGUACAGAAGGCUUCAGUUGUUCCUGGACCUGCUGACCAGAAGGCCAGGAUACCUACUGCAACCUCUGCUUCCUAUCCACAAAGAGAGAAACCAAUUAUUGCUUACCAGCAAGAGUUUCUAGAUCUUACUGAAGAAGCUUUGAAAGUUUCAAGUGUUCCUGAACCAGGUGACCAGAAGACAGGGAUACGAAUUUUGCCCUCUGUUCCUUACUUAUCGAGAGAGCAAUCCAUCAUUUCUUACCAGCAGGAGUCUCCAGAUCUUACUGAAAUAGCUUUGAAAGCAGUAUACGUUCCUAGACCUGCUGAUCAGAAGACUGCCACACAAAUAGCAUCCUCUAGGUCCCCCUCACAGAGGGAGAAGCCCAUUGUUACCUACCAGCAGGAGUUGCCAAAUAUUACAGAAGAAGCUUUAGAUGUUUUUGUUUUUCCUGGACCAGGUGAAAAGAAGACUGGGAUACCAGCAGUACCUUUAAGUUACUACUCAUAUGGAGAGAAGCCCAGUGUUUUCCCUCAACAAGAGUUGCCAGAUGGCCGUCUCACUGAAGAGGCUCUGAAAGUUUCAGCUGUUUCAGUCCCAGCGGAGCAGAAGACCGAGACAGGGUCUUCUAGUUCCUACUUACAUAGAGAGAAGCCCAGUGAUUUUUAUCAGCAGAUCUUGCCAGAUAGUCAUCUAACUGAAGAGGCUCUGAGAGCUUCAACUGUUCUUGGACUAGCAGGCCUAAAGAAUAAAAUACCUACAGUACCAUCUAGUUCCUACUCACAGAGAGAGAAACUUAAGAUUUCAACUGUAGGUAUACCGGACGACCAGAAAACUGAGUUACCAACAGUUACCCAUAGUUCCUACUUACAGAGAGAGAAGCCCAAGAUUUCAACUGUGAUUGGACCAGAUGACCAUAAGACUCCGUUACUGACAGUUUUUCGUAGUUCCUAUUCAAAAAAGGUAAAGCCCGGUAUUUUGUUUAAACAGCAGUUACCAGGUAGAGAUCAAAGUGAAGAUGUUCUAAAGAUUUCAACUGUUCCUGAACCAACUGAUGUGAAUACUGGGAUACCAGUUCCUCUCUCAAGUUCCUAUUUACCCAGAGAGGAAUCUAAUGUUUUUUAUCAACAGGAAUUACCAGAUAGACAUCUAAAUGAAGAUGUGCUGAAGGUUUCAGAAAUCCCUGGAUUAGCUGAUCAGAAAACGGAGUUACCAACAACUUCUCCUAGUUCCUUUUCACACAGAGAGAAAUCAGAUACUUUUUAUGAAAAGGAUUUGUCAGAUAAACAUCCAACUGAAGAUGCUCUGAAGGUCUCAAGUGGUCUUGGGCGAGCUGACCAAAUUAUUGAGUUACCAGCAGUUCCCCCUAGUACUUACUCACAUGGUGAGAAGCAAAAACUAGUUUCAGAACAUGUACAAAGGCUAAUAGAUAACUUGAAUUCUUCGGACUCAAGUGUUAGCUCAAAUGGUAUACCUUUAAAUUCUCGGGCUGAUGAUAGAGUUGUAAUAAGUGAGCCAGAACCUUCAGGUUUUGGGAAUAUUGGCUGUGAGGAAAUUCAGAAUUUAGGUAAUAAUUCCAAAACUCUUAAAGAAAUCCGGACACUCUUAAUGGAGGCAGAAAACAUAGCAUUGAAACGGUGCAAUUUUCCUGCUCCCCUUGUCCCUUUCAGAGAUGUUAGUGAUAUUUCAUUUAUACAAUCUAAGAAGGUGGUUUGUUUCAAAGAACCCUCUGCAACUGAUAUAUCUAAUGGUGAUCUGCUUCAGAGACAGCCAUUCAUAGAGGAAAGCUCAAGCAACAGGUGUGUACAAAAGGAUAUUGGCACACAGACAAAUUUGAAAUGCCAGGGAGGCAUUGAAAAUUGGCAGUUUUUUAGUUCAACUACAGUAAGAAGUCCUCUACAGAAAGCGGAAAGCAGAGCAGGAGUGGUGUUGGAUGAAACUCUUAGGCAGUAUGAAGCAGCCAAAUACGUCAUGAGGUCUGAACCUGAAGGGUGUAGUGGAACCAUUGGCAAUAAAAUUAUUAUUCCUAUGAUGACUAUCAUAAAAAGCGAUUCAAGUAGUGAUGCUAGUGAUGUACAUGGUUCCUACUCAUGGGACAGUAAUCUACCAGAGUCUUUGGAGUCAGUUUCUGAUGUUCUUCUAAACUUUUUUCCAUAUGCUUCACCCAAGACAAGCAUAGCUGAUAGCAGAGAGGAAGAGGGUGUGUCAGACAGUGAGGAUGGUGGUGGUAGCAGUGUAGAUUCAUUGGCAGCACAUGUGAAAAAUCUUCUGAAAUGUGAAUCUUCAUUGAAUCAUGCUAAACAAAUACUCAGAGAUGCAGAGGAAGAGGAAUGUCGAGUACGAGCACGAGCCUGGAAUCUGAAGUUUAAUUUAGCACACGAAUGUGGAUACUCCAUUUCAGAAUUAAACGAAGAUGACAGGAGGAAAGUAGAAGAGAUCAAGGCAAAGUUGUUUAGUCAUGGGAGAACUGACUUGUCCAAGGGUUUACAGAGUCCACAGGGAAUAGGAUGCACACCAGAGGCUGUAUGUAGUCACAUCAUUAUCGAGAGCCACGAAAAAGGAUGUUUCAGGACGCUAACUGCUGAACAGCCACAACCUGACAGCCAUCCUUGUGCUUCCCGACCUGCUGAGCCCUCAGCAAUGAUCAGAGGACAGCAGAGCCCGUCGUCGUGGAGAGCCAGGCACAUCAACUUUUCUAAAUCACUGGACCAGAACAACCCCCAUUUCAAAGUUUGGAAUUCUUUGCAGUUACAGAGUCAUUCCCCAUUUCAAAACCUUAUGUCUGAUGACUUCAAAAUUAGCAAGGGUCUUCGAAUGCCUUUCCAUGAAAAGAUGGACCCUUGGUUGUCAGAAUUAGUAGAACCUCCUUGUGUGCCACCUGACGAAGUGGAUUUUCAUUCUUCAUCACAAAUGUCGCCCCCAGAACCCAUGAAAAAGUUUACUACCUCCAUCACUUUUUCAUCUCACCGACAUUCUAAGUGCAUUUCAGAUUCCUCUGUUCUUAAGGUUGGUGUUAAUGAAGGUAGCCAGUAUACUGGAGCAUCUGUGGGGGUAUUUAAUUCUCAUGUCACUGAAGAGCAAAAUCCUCCUAGAGAUCUAAAACAGGAAGCCUCUUCCCCUUCAUCAUUUAAAAAGCUUAGUCAUUCACCAGAUAAAAAAAUGACUAUUUUAGCAGAAGGCAGUAGUAGGGAANAAACACUACCUGUUGAUUUUGAGCAUUCUCAUCAAGAAGAAAAACUCUUAGAAAGAUCAGAUUUUAAAGUCAGUCAUUCUGAGCCCAAUACUAGUACAAAUUACAGCAAUUUCAAGGAAGUACAAUUUUCUGAUAACUGUGCCCCCAUUAGCAUGAGCAGACCAAGUUCCACACUAGGAGUUAAAACGAAGAAUGUAACUGUAACUCCAGAUCUUCCUUCGCACAUUUUUCUUGAGAAACAAGAGCUGUUUGAACAGAGCAAAGUCCCACAUGCAGAUCACCAUGUAAGAAAACACCAUUCUCCCCUUCCUCACCAUCAGGAUUGUGUAGCUCCACACCUUUGUUCUUGUUUUAUUUUUAAACAACGAGAACUCAUUGAACAAUGCAAAGUCCCGUAUGUAGAUUUUCACAUGAGAGAAUGUCAUUCUCUUCCUCCUCAAGGUCAGGAUUAUAUAGCUUCAGACCUUCCUUCUCCCAUUUUUCUUAAACCUCAAAGCAAAGUCCCAGGUAUAGAUGACCACAUGAGAAAACAUAAUUUUCCCUUUCCCCAAGGUCAGGACUGUAUAGUAGAAAAGAAUAAUCAACAUAAGCUUAAAUCACACAUUUCUAAUAUAACUGUUGAAGCCAAGUUUGAUAAUGUGAUCUCCCAGUCAGCCCCAAAUCAGUGUACAUUAGAAACAUCUGCAUCUACUCCACCUUCAAAUAGAAAAGCACUCUCUUGUGUUCGUAUAACUCUCUGUCCCAAGACUCCUUCCAAGUUGGAUAGUGGAAUCUUAGAUAAAAGAUUGCAUUCAUUGGAUCCUGCUACUAAAACAAGGAUGAAUAGUGAGUUUAACUCUGACCUACAAACUCUAUCUUCGAGAUCAUUGGAACCAACCUCCAAAUUAUUGACCAGUAAACCUAUAGCACAGGAUCAAGAAUCUUUAGGUUUUAUAGGACUUAAAUCUUCACUGGACUUCCAAGUCGUACAGUCUCCUCUUCCAGAUAGUAAUAAUAUUACGCAGGACUUGAAAACUUUACCUUCUCAGAAUAGCCAGAUAGUAACCUCAAGGCAAAUACAAGUGAACAUUUCAGAUUUGGAAGGAUAUUCCAUUCCAGAGGGGACUCCAGUAUCUGCAGAUCGAUCACCAGAGAAAAUUAAGACACCUCUUUCUGCUCCUCCUGGAAAAUUAUCAUCUGACGCUGUCACUCAGAUAACAACUGAAGGUCCAGAAAAGACCAUGUUUUCCUCUGAGAUUUUUGUUAAUGCUGAAGAUCAUGGACAUGGAACUCUAGAGCCCAGUAGCCAGAAGCUACCCAAAGUUCCUGUCAAGUUUGCUUCAGCAUCUUCAGUCCAACAGAUGACUCCUCCUCGUGGCACCAGUGCGCAGCCAUUAUUGGUGCCAUAUAAACCUCCUGGUAGUACGAGUAUGUACUAUGUUCCACAAUUAAAACAAGUUCCUUCAGCUCCGGAAUCCAAAUCAGAUACCACCAUUGAGAGCUCGCAUUCAGGAUCCAAUGAUGCUAUUGCUCCAGACUUCCCAGCUCAGGUGCUAGGCACGAGAGACGAUGACCUGUCAGCCACUGUUAACAUCAAACAUAAAGAAGGGAUCUACAGUAAGAGGGCGAUGAUUAAGCCAUCCUCACUACUGGGGAAAAAGCCCUUUCAGGAAGAUUAUCCAGAUGCCCCAGGUCAAGUGCCCAUCAGUAGGGAUGAGGACCUCUCAAAGAAAAAUCAGAAAGAGGAGAUCAUCGGUAAAAAGGCAGUGACUAAGGUUGCCCAACCCGAAGAAAUGGGACCCUUGCAGAAAGACACUACAGUUCCCAGUGAUGCUGCUACUGCAGAGCAUUCAACUCGCACACAAGACUCAAAGGCUGAAAAUCUACCAGACACUAAAAGCACUAAACAGAAAGAGGAGAUCCAUAGUAAGAGAACAGUACCUAAGGAGGCCUGGCCAAAAGAUAAAGAAUCCUUACAGAUAGAUAUUUCAGAGUCUGAAUGUCAUUCAGAAUUCGAAAAUACUACUCAUUCUGUCUUCAAGUCCGCCAAAUUUUACUUUCAUCAUCCAGUGCAUCUACCAAAUGAUCAAGAUGUUUGCCAUGAAUCUUUGGGAAGGAGUGUUUUUGUGAGGCAUUCUUGGAGAGAUUUCUUUCAGCACCAUCAAGAGAAGCAUACUUGUCUUCCUCCUCCUUAUCAAAAUGUGGACCAGACUACAACAGAUUAUACCAGAGUAAAGAGCCUCAGCAUCAAUGUGAAUUUGGGAAACAAAGAAGUGAUGCACACUACUAAAAGUCAAGCUAGAGAUUUUCUAAAGAGUAGCAGACAAGGUAAUGAGUCAAAGAGAGAUCAUAAGGUCACCCCAGAGACAGCAACUCAGCACACCACAAGUUUGAAUGAACUCUGGAACAGGUAUCAGGAGCGACAGAAGCAACAGAAACCACGUGAGUUCAGUGAUAGAAAAGAACUAUCCUUGGUGGACCGAUUGGAUCGUUUGGCUAAAUUACUUCAGAAUCCCAUCACACAUUCUCUCCAGGCCUCAGAAAGUACACACGAUGAUAGCAGAGGAGAACGAGAUGUAAAGGAAUGGGGUGGUAGACAACAACUGCAGAAGAACAAGUUUCAGAGAAAGAAGCGAUAUAAAAGCCUAGAGAGAAACUAUAAAAGCAUAGGCGAUCUUAAAAAAAGCAAGGUGCUUCCUACUCAAAAAGCUGGGAGAUCCAAUCAGAUUAAAAUUGAACAGAUUAAAUUCGAUAAAUAUAUUCUGAGAAAACAUCCAGGUUUUAAUUAUAUAAGCAACACUUCUUCGGAUUCUAGACCCUCAGAGGAAAGUGAACUGUUCACAGACACUCCCACCAACAUCCUUUCCACAACCACUUCUCCCGUUGAAUCGGAUAUAUUGACGCAGACAGAUAAAGAAGUGGCUUUGCACGAAAGGAGUAGCUCUAUUUCCACCAUUGACACUGCCCGACUGAUUCAAGCUUUUGGCCAUGAAAGAGUAUGUUUGUCACCCAGGCGAAUUAAAUUAUAUAGCAGCAUCACUGACCAACAGAGGAGAUACUUGGAGAAGCGGAGCAAGCACACCAAGAAAGCAUUGAAUUUAGGUCAUCCCCUAAUGACUUCUGAGCACACCAGAAGGAGACACAUCCAGGUGGCAAGCCAUAUGGAUUCUUCUGACUCAGUUGCAUCUUCUGCCAGUAGUUUCUUGAGCUCAAACUCUACUCUUUGCAUCAAGCACAAAGUGCACAUGCUAAACAAGGGUGUACAAGCAGGUAAAUUGGAGAUCGUGAAUGGUGCCAAAAGGCACACCCGAGAUGUUGGAAUGACUUUCCCAACUCCAAGUUCUAGCGAGGCUAGGUUAGAAGAGGACAGUGAUGUGACUUCUUGGACAGAAGAAAAAAUUGAAGAGAAAAUACUCUUUACCAGUUAUCCUGGGGACAAAAAGUUAAAGAAGAACAAACAGAAUUCCUGUGAAGGAGUCUCGUGGUUUGUUCCUGUGGAAAAUGUGAAGUCUGGAUCUAAGAAGGAAAACCUGCCCAAGAUCUUUGGCCCUGGCAUCUCCUGGUUUGAACCAAUAACUAAAACCAAACCCUGGAGGGAGCCACUGCGAGAACAGAACCAGCAAGCGCAGCCUGUGGACAGCCAAGGGUCACUGGCAGGCCUGGACAGAGAUGGCAGAGGUCCACUGAGGCCAUUUGUGAGAGCAACCCUUCAGGAAUCACUUAAGCUUCAUAGACCUGACUUCAUCUCUCGCUCUGGGGAGCGGAUAAAGCGCCUGAAGUUAAUAGUCCAGGAGAGAAAGCUGCAGAACAUGCUUCAGAGCGAGCGGGAUGCGCUGUUCAACACUGCGAGAGAUUGGCAGGGCAGCCAGAAUCCCAUGUCCCCGCUGCCCAAGAGAGUCUUCCUGACUGUCCAGAAGAACAAGCCUAUUGGAAAGAAGGAAAUGAUUCAGAGGUCUAAACGGAUUUACGAGCAGCUUCCAGAAGUACAGAAAAAGAAAGCAGAGGAGAAGAGGAGGUCAGAAUAUAAGUCAUACCGGCUCCGGGCCCAGCUCUAUAAAAAGAAACUGACCAAUCAACUCUUGGGGAGAAAAGUUCCCUGGGACUGACAUAAGAUUAUUUUCCUCAGAGCCUUGGAAUUAUAUUUUAUGAACCUGAAGAAAGAAGCAUAAUUCUUACUUUUAUGAGUCUGGUUUAAUAAAGCUUAUUCCUUGUCCUUGUGUAAUUUAGAAAUAGUAAAUUCUAGAGAGUCUGGGACAAAGGGACCUAAGGUUACUAAUAGUUUGGGACCAGUACUUCCUCUACAGUGGCCUUUUCCAUAUGUGUGUUACAAUGAUUUUCUUUCUUAAUUCUAGUCAGGGGUGAGUCCCUUUUUGUAUAUGUUUUUAUACUUUCAGAAAAUAAAUGAACUUUUAAUUGACUCGUAGUCCAAGCAAUCAACGGAGGGUCAUUUCUUUCCCAUCUAGAGAGGAGCCCAGAGUUAUACAGUGUCUCCCCUCAGACGUCUAAACCCAUCAGUCAAGGAAAAUGGGCUCUCAGGAUGAAACGUGGCCUCUCUCUAGAAGCAUAGCAGUGUGUGGGAGCCUUGUAGGCUUGGCAGAGAGGGUAUCAGGUUAGGGUACCUGUUAAACUCACUCAGAGACUCCCAGAAGACCCAGGCAGACAUAGACACCAUGGGUCCAGAGACUGCUCUCCACCUCCUCCCAAUAACCCCAGGGAUUGGCCACAUAGGCUUAGAAGAAAGGCUUCUAGCCUUCUUUGAUGGAUUUUCCUCUGUCUACCCUCUUGUUUUCAAGAUUAAAGCCUCAGACUGUUCAUCGUCACACAUGAAACCAACAUUU